This is a messenger RNA of Chanos chanos (milkfish), 1161 nucleotides long. It is a transcript of the gene syf2, whose product is annotated as SYF2 pre-mRNA-splicing factor. The transcript is spliced from 7 exons. Gene Ontology annotation, cellular component: Prp19 complex; post-mRNA release spliceosomal complex; catalytic step 2 spliceosome. NCBI's taxonomy places the organism in Eukaryota, Metazoa, Chordata, Actinopteri, Gonorynchiformes, Chanidae. The coding region runs from base 24 to 740 and encodes 238 amino acids. The record is from RefSeq and is a predicted model, not a curated record.
ACUUCCUGUUUAUCUGAUUCGACAUGGCGUCUGAAACCGAGGUAUCUGUGCCGGUUAAUGAGGAUGAACCAACUGAAAGUCCGAGGGCCCAGAAGAGAGAGGAGAGGUUACGAAAAUUUCGAGAACUGCAUUUCAAAAGGAAUGAGGCGCGUAAACUAAAUCACCAGGAAGUGGUGGAGGAGGACAAGAGACUGAAGCUGCCUGCAAACUGGGAGGCAAAGAAAGCUCGUUUAGAGUAUGAGCUUAUGGUGGACCAGAAGAAAAAGGAGUGUGCAGAGCAGGGAGAGGACUAUGACCGCGUGAAACUGCUGGAGAUCAGCGCGGAGGACGCAGAGAGAUGGGAAAGGAAGAAGAGGAAGAAGAACCCUGAUCCUGGCUUUUCAGGGUACGCUGAGGCUCAGUUGAGGCAGUACCAGCGGCUGACCAAACAGAUCAAACCAGACAUGGAGAGCUAUGAGAGGCAGAGAGAGGAGUGUGGAGAAGACUUCCACCCUACCUCCAACAGUCUGAUCCAUGGCACCCAUGUACCCACCAAAGAGGGCAUUGACCGAAUGGUGGAGGAUGUGGAGAAACAGAUUGAAAAACGCUCCAAGUACAGCCGGCGUAGAGCAUACAACGAUGACUCCGACAUCGACUACAUCAACGAGAGAAACGCCAAGUUCAACAAGAAAGCAGAGCGUUUCUAUGGCAAAUACACAGCCGAGAUCAAGCAAAACUUGGAGAGAGGAACUGCUGUGUAGCUUUGGUCACUGUCAACUUACUUGCUGUGUUAUCUACCUGCUCACUUUUAAGGGAGAGGCACAAAUGUCAAAAGAACAACCCUUCAUCAUAAUAUAAUAUGCCAAGUUUGUGCAUAUUAAGAUUGUGCACAAAUGUCAUUGUGUUUUUCCAUUGUGCUCUGUCCCUAAAUAGGGUCAAGUCUCUUGUAAAUUAGGGAGAUUGUCUUUGUUUUUGAGUUCCUUUGAGAAAAAUGGAAAUUGAGAGCCAUCUUUGGGCUUUUGAGUAGCUGCAAUAUUGGACAGAGAGUACAGACGUGUGUGUGUUUGUGUGCGCGUGCAUGUGCGCGUAUGUGCUCGUGUGCAUAAAAACGGUGUCCGUUUUUACUAGGAAUUCUUUUUUUAUCCUCAGUUGAAUUAAACUCAUUUUAAGUGUUUGAAGUAA